Molecule: messenger RNA, 2154 nt
Organism: Striga asiatica
Lineage: Eukaryota; Viridiplantae; Streptophyta; Magnoliopsida; Lamiales; Orobanchaceae
Source: the annotation of a GenBank genome assembly
CUUUCUCUUCUUCACCGCGCCUGCUCGCAGCUCGACCUAGUCUCUCGGAAAUCUCCUUCUCGCUCUCGCCCUCUUUCGCGCACGAUCACUAUGGAACUCUCUCUUGUCAACUUGGGAACCAAAAAGGAAUAUGCGUUUGAAAUACCUUCCAAAUGCAAAGCAAACGUGACCAAUCGGUGCAACCUCAACGUUGUCAGAAAAGUAUUUGACAAUUUAAACGAUGCACAUCAAGAUCGAUUUGCAGAGUCUUGCUUCCGGCCACUAAUAAAUAUUACCGAGAUCAUAUUGUCCUCCCAAAUAGUCCACCAAGUACUUCGUAGGACAUUGAAAGCGUCCGAAAAUGACAAAGAUGCCGUGUGGUUCAGAUUUGGGGAAAAAGAAGCUAGAUUCGGGUUACAAGAGUUUUCUCUUGUAACUGGAUUUAAGAUUGCAGCGGAUGAUGAAAAUGCGUACGAGGUCCCCAAUAAUAACAGUUCGCUUUUGCAACUGUUCAAGAAGAAGAAGGGGAAGAUCAAACGCAAGUUGGAGACUCUAGUAGAUGAAAGAUGGUUUAAUUUAGUUGAAGAUUUAGAAAAAUUCAACAGUUAUCCUUGGGGCAACUUGUCGUAUCAGCAGACUGUAAAGUUGUUCAAGCGGACCUCUUUCGGGAAGGGAAAAAAUCCAGAGUCCAUAAACUAUUCUUUGCAUGGAUUUCCCCUGGCUAUUAUGAUUUGGGCAUUUGAGGCGCUACUCGACUUAGGAAGAGAAUUUGCCCAAUUAAAUACUGGUGUCCAACUUCCAAGAAUGUACUGUUGGAAAAUGGAGAAACAGUUGCGAGGCGAGCUGCUUACUACUUUUUUCGAGAGGGCGGAGAUUCAAGUUCGACGAACAUUGGAACCCUCUUCAUAUGAAUGUGAGUCUUCGUAUUUCAACGAAUUGGGUAUAAUUGUCGAGGAAGAAGUGAGGAAAGUGGUGAAGGACGAGGUGAGAAAAGUGGUGAAGGAGGAGAUGAACAAUUUGUUUGAGAGAAUGAAGAAUGAGUUUUUUGAAGCAAAAGAUAAACCAUCUAGCCGUGCUACUUAUGAUGUGCCAAAUGAUGAUCCGGAUGUUGAGGUGGAGAAAAAUGUGCGGGAUACGGAGACCGUUGAAUGUGACACGAUGAAAUCACCAUCUCAGAAGUCCGAGCAAGAAAUGGCAGGACUUCAUGGAUUUGAUACGGGUUUUGUGACCGACCCGUCAUCAACCAUUGUUGUGUACCAAGAGAGACAACCGCCGACACCAAUCGAGAUAGAGGACACCGUUGAAGAUCUUGAGUCUCCUAAAGGGAGAGGGCACCGGAAGAAAAGAAAGGCCGCCGUUCUAUGUACUCCGUGGAGGAAUAUUGAAAAAAGGAAAAAAUUUUCAACUGUGACGGAGUACGACCCUUAUAGGCCAGUGGAUCUAGCUAAACUUGAAGAUCUCCAAACCUGGUUGUCGAGCUACCCUGAAAGUGCUGAAGUUGAGUUGUCAUGUGGUGGUGGUCGAGCACGUAAAGUUUUUUUUAAUCAACUUGUGAGCGAUGGAUGGCUUACUAGUGUGCAUGUAGAUGAAGCGCUUUUUCAAUUUCGAGAGCGUGGUAAACAGUUCCCUCUCUUGUUUAGACAAGAUUGUGCUGUCUUGGACACGGUUUUUGUCUCGUACGUGAGAAAAUUCUUCAAAGACAUGUCGAAGACUAAAAAUUUUCCGAAGGCCUUGCGUAGUUACGCCGCAGGGGGGAUACCCAGUAAUGGAAAGCCGUGGGCUGGUUGUACGAAAUUGUAUGUUCCUUUCUGCAAAGAGGGCGGUGGCCACUGGAUCGCACUGGAGAUUGAUCUAUCCCAUAGAUGCAUUUACGUCUAUGAUAGCGAAACAAGUGUCAUGCGGAGGGCAGAACUGGAGAGGCAACUUGAGCCCAUUCGAGUUGUCGUACCGAUGCUACUGGCACAGCUGAAUGCCAAUUACAGUGGUGAAAAGUUUGAGUACAAACGGUUGACAUCUCCUAGCCAAAGCAAUGGGUUUGAUUGUGGGAUGUUUACUAUCAAGUUUAUAGAAUUUUUGCAUGCUGGGAAGAAUGUUGAAGGCGUCGAUCAAUCUCGGAUUAGUGAUUGGCGUGUUAAACUAGCGUCUGAAAUAUUUGGUGCUCAUUUUGAUCCAUAG